This is a messenger RNA of Chanos chanos (milkfish), 5268 nucleotides long. Its product is annotated as complement C3. Bases 46 to 4998 code for a protein of 1650 amino acids. NCBI's taxonomy places the organism in Eukaryota, Metazoa, Chordata, Actinopteri, Gonorynchiformes, Chanidae. Gene Ontology annotation, cellular component: extracellular region. The transcript has 41 exons. Gene Ontology annotation, molecular function: endopeptidase inhibitor activity; protein binding. The record is from RefSeq and is a predicted model, not a curated record.
CCUCACAGACAUUUUGACGGACACAGCCAGGAACAGACAGACAGGAUGCAUAUGGACCUGGUGUGGCUGGCCGUGGUGUCUCUCUCCCUACCCCUGAUCUCAGAAUGCACUCCACUCUACAUCAUGUCGGCCCCUAACCUCCUGAGGGUGGGUACGCCAGAGAACGUGUUUGUGGAGGCACAGGACUAUACCGGUGGGGGAAACAUUAAUGUGAAAAUUAUGGUGAAAGACCAUCCACGAAAGACCAGAACAAUAACGACCAAAGAUGUUGUUCUGACUGCGGCCGACAACUAUCAACUUCUAACAAGCAUAGAGAUUCCGAACUCAAAAGAUUUCUUUAGUGAGGAUCCCCUGGAGAAGCAGUAUGUUUACCUGCAGGCCCAGUUCCCUGGCAGUUUGCUGGAGAAAGUGGUACUGGUCUCCUUCCAGUCUGGCUAUAUAUUCGUUCAGACUGACAAGACCAUUUAUACCCCAGAUAACACAGUUCACUACAGGCUCUUCUGUGUAACUCCUGGAUUACAACCUGUGACAAGUGGAAUCUCCGUGGAAAUUAUGACCCCAGACAAUAUCAUCAUUCAUAAAGAGACUGUCUUUCCAGAGCUAGGGGUUAAGUCUGGAAAGUACCAGUUACCUGAAAUCACUAGCUCAGGGACCUGGAAAGUGGUAACAAGUUUCAUAAGUUCCCCACAGAAGAAUUUUACUGCUGACUUUGAAGUUAAAGAAUAUGUGUUGCCCAGUUUUGAGAUUAUUUUGAAACCAAGCCAGGCUUUCUUCUAUGUGGACGACAAAGAGCUCAAGGUUGAAAUACAAGCAAGGUAUUUGUUUGGAAAGGAGGUGACAGGAGUAGGUUUUGUGUUGUUUGGAGUGAUGACAGAGGAAAAGAGAACUAUUCCUGGAUCUCUACAGAGAGUAGAGAUCAGAAAUGGCUUAGGUGAGGCAGUACUGAAGAAAAGUGAUAUCGAGCAGACCUUCCCUAGCAUUGCUGAGCUUGUUGGGCGGUCCAUAUACAUAACUGUCAGUGUAUUAACAGAAACUGGCAGUGAAAUGGUAGAGGCACAAAAGGGUGGCAUUCAGAUUGUGACAUCACCAUACACCAUUCAGUUCAAGGGAACUCCCAAAUACUUCAAACCUGGAAUGCCGUUUGAUGUCUCGGUCUAUGUAACCAAUCCUGACCAAUCACCAGCAAGAGACAUUGAAGUGGUGGCUCAGCCUGGUGGAGUCAGUGCUAGAACCAAACCAAAUGGGAUGGCAAAGCUCACGGUCAACUCUGAGGGAGGAUCCUCCAAACUGGACAUCUCUGUCAAGACUAACGAUCCACGGCUUACGGAUGCUAGACAGGCAAAGAACCACAUGUCUGCCUUAGCUUACACAACCAAAGGCGGCUCCCAAAAUUACCUGCACAUUGGGGUAGAUGCCACAGAACUCCAAAUCGGAGAUCAACUCAAGGUCAACCUCAACCUGGGCAAAAGUCCUGGAGUGCAGGAGCAAGAUUUCACCUAUAUGAUUCUUAGUAAAGGGCAGAUUGUGAAAGUUGACAGAUUUAAGAGGAAGGGCCAGGCUCUGGUGACUUUAUCUUUAACAGUGACAAAGGACAUGGUUCCUGCUUUCCGUCUGGUGGCGUAUUACCAUGUAGGUACUUCGGAGGUUGUGUCUGACUCAGUCUGGGUUGAUGUGAAGGACACCUGCAUGGGAACGCUGAAAGUGCAAGCCGUUCGUCCCAGGGACACAUACAGUCCUGGUAAACCUUUCAGUCUAGAGAUCACUGGAGACCCUGGGGCUAAGGUUGGGCUGGUGGCUGUGGAUAAAGGAGUAUAUGUGCUCAACAACAAGAACAGACUCACCCAAACCAAGAUCUGGGACAUCAUUGAGAAACAUGACACUGGUUGUACGGCUGGUAGUGGUAAAGACAGUAUGGGAGUUUUCUAUGAUGCAGGACUGCUGUUUGAGUCCAGCACUGCAGGAGGCACUGACUCCAGAACAGUAACAACAUGCCCCACACCGGCAAAGAGAAGACGACGCGCUGAGACUAUUCUGGAAGUCACCAAAAAGCUGACGGAUAAAUACUCAGGUGUAUCGAAGCAGUGUUGCCUGGAUGGAAUGAGAGAGAAUAAACUGGGCUACACAUGUGAGAGGAGGUCAGAGUUCAUCAUUGAUGGGGACGAGUGUGUGAAGGCUUUCAUUCACUGCUGCAAGGAAAUGUCCACUCGCAAACAAGAGGCCAAGGAUGAACAGAUGCUUCUCGCUCGCAGUGAGGAAGAUAAUGAAUUCUUUAUAGAUUCUGAUGACAUCACAUCACGUACUCAGUUCCCAGAAAGUUGGCUUUGGGAAGAUGAACUGCUUCCUCAGUGUCCUGACAACAGGCCAUGCCCCACAACAUCCAUUACCAAGAGCAGCUUCCUGAAAGAUUCCAUCACCACCUGGGAAAUCACAGCUAUCAGCCUGUCUCCCUCUCUUGGUAUCUGUGUGGCAGACACCUAUGAGAUGGUUGUUGUGAAAGAUUUCUUCAUUGAUCUGAAGUUGCCUUAUUCAGCUGUGCGCAAUGAACAACUAGAGAUCAAAGCCAUCCUGCAUAACUACAAUGACUAUGACCUAGAAAAGGUGCGAGUGGAGUUGAUGGAGACUGAAAAUGUGUGCAGUUCUGCCAGCAAGAGGGGCAGAUACCGCACCCAUGUAAGGGUGAAUAAAAUGUCUACCCUUGCUGUGCCUUUUGUCAUCAUCCCAAUGGAACUGGGUGAGCACUCUAUCGAAGUGAAAGCCUCUGACUCAGAAGGUAUAAGCACAGACGGCAUCAGGAAGGAACUGCGUGUGGUGCCUGAAGGUGUGUUAACCAAGCUUGAAGUAAAGAAUCUGGAACUGAACCCAGCUAAACAUCAAGGUAGUGAACAGGUUGAGCAUAUUCAGAGUAGUCCCCCAAAAGGACGGGUGCCUGACACCCCAGCUAGCACACAUAUAACUGUGACAGGUGAAGAGAUCAGCCAGACCCUUGAGCAGGCAAUCAGUGGAGACUUCAUGGGCUCCCUCAUCGUCCAGCCAGUGGGCUGUGGAGAACAAAAUAUGAUUUACAUGACCCUUCCCCUCAUCGCCACGCACUACCUGGACAACACCAAGCAGUGGGAACGUGUGGGACUGAACCGCAGAAACGAGGCCAUUAAACACAUCACCACAGGUUACCAACGUGAGCUUGCCUAUCGUAAAUCAGAUGGUUCUUAUGCUGCAUGGAUUGAAAGACCAAGCAGUACAUGGCUGACGGCGUAUGUGGCCAAAGUUUUCGCUAUGGCUAGCGACCUCAUUUCCGUUGAGGACAACGUGAUCUGCAGCGCACUCAAGUGGUUGAUUCUGAAUAAACAACUUCCUGAUGGCAUGUUUAAAGAAGAUGCUCCUGUAAUCCAUGGAGAAAUGGUGGGCAAUGUGCGAGGGAAAGAUGCUGAUGCGUCUCUGACAGCUUUUGUGCUCAUCGCUAUGCAGGAAGGCAGCAGGUUAUGUGUGAACAGCAUUGGUAGUCUUCCAAACUCUAUCAAGAAAUCUGUGGAGUAUUUAGAGCGUCGGCUGCCAUCUUUGACAAAUCCUUAUGCUGUUGCGAUGUCGUCUUACGCACUGGCCAACGCAGGAAAACUUGAUAAAGACACUCUAAUGAGGCACUCAACUCAAGGAAAAGAUGGCAUUUACUGGCAAGUCCCUGGUGGCCAUCAUUUCUCACUAGAGGCCACAGCCUAUGCCCUGUUGGCGCUGGUCAAAGCCAAAGACUUUGACAAAGCAGGAGAAAUAGUUCACUGGCUGAACAGACAGAAAACUCACUAUGGAGGAGGUGGCACCACACAGGCAACCAUUAUGGUGUUCCAGGCUGUGGCAGAAUACCGUGUACAAGGGAAGAAGCAGCAGGAUAUAAAUCUAGACGUGGAAGUUCAGAUUUCUGGCAGACAGAAACCCAUCAAAUGGUCCUUUAACAGUGGAAACUCCCACCUACUACGCUCAGACAAGCUCCAGAUUGACCAGAACCUCACUGUUGUUGCCAAAGGAACUGGUGCUGGAGCUGUUUCAGUGUUGACUCUGUACUACGCCAAACCUGUUACAAAGGAGAGUGACUGCAAACUUUUUGAUCUGGAAGUGACAAUGGACAAACAAGCUGAUGUGUCUUAUCCUGGAGCAAUAGAAACAUACCAGUUGAGCAUUGAAGUGUUCUAUAAGUCUGGGGACAGAGAUGCCACUAUGUCCAUUCUGGAUGUGGGUUUGCUGACAGGCUUUGUUGUGGACGAGCACGAUUUGAAUGAGCUAAUGACUGGACGAGACAGGUACAUCCAGAAGUUUGAGAUGGAUAAACAGCUGUCAGAAAGAGGCUCUCUCAUCAUCUACCUGGAUAAGGUCUCUCAUAAGCACAGAGACAAAAUUGUUUUCAGAGUUCACAAAGUAAUAGAAGUGGGUCUUCUUCAACCUGCUGGAAUCACUGUGUACGAAUACUAUUCUCCAGACCAACGCUGUGUGAAGUUCUACCAUCCCAACAAGAAAGAGGGGCACCUUAACAGAAUAUGCCAUAAAGAACUGUGCCUAUGUGCAGAAGAAAACUGCAGUCGACAGAAGAAGGACAAAGUAUCAGAGAAGGAACGUGAGGACAAAGCCUGUGAGCCUGGCAUGGAUUAUGUUUACAAAGUUACUGUGGAAAGCAGCGAGUUGACUGAACACACAGAUAUUUACAACAUGAAGAUUGACCAAGUUAUUAAAGAAGGUACUGAUGCUGGAGUGGAGGGGAAAGAACGCAUCUUCAUGGCUCAUCCACACUGUAGAGAUGCCCUGGAUUUACUGCAAGGAAAGACUUACUUAAUUAUGGGACGAUCCACAGACUUACCAAGGAUUGAUGGAAAAUUGCAGUAUUUACUGGGUGAGAAGACAUGGAUUGAGUACUGGCCCACGAGAGAAGAAAGCCAAACUCCACAGUACAGAGAAAGAUUCGCAGGCAUCAGAGGACUGGUCCACAUGUUCAUGAACCGCGGAUGCAGCACAUAAGACAUCUCAUAAUUUUUCUUUAUUAUUUCAGUUUUCACACUACUUUUUAUUUACCCAAGCUGAACACAAUCAAUAUUUUUGAUGAGAACUGUUACCAAACUUGGAACCAUGUCUAACUAGUCACUAUUAUGUAGUGUGUCAUCUUCAGAUGGGAAUGAUAUUUAUCAAAGACCUGACAAAGUGUAUGACAGACACCUCAAAUAAUCUGCACAUGGAUCAUGAAAGUCAAGCACAAGUUAAAAAUAAAGUCACUAAAUCAUGAAGAAAAAA